CUUUCUGAAUUCCAUGGCGUAGUCACGGGACUUGCUUCACGAAUGGCGAGCAAACUCCUAGCGCAAGCUUCUAUGCAUCUGAAAGACGCACUUGAAAUCGAGCCCAGUCCGAGCAGGACCGAAAUGACACGAAUGGAGAAGACUUUCUACCGAAUGGAAUUGUUUCGCCACUGCGUCCGUCAUGUGGAUCCUUCAACCCUCAGAGGGUAUGAAACGGACUUUGAUCAGAUUUUCUGGCAACAUUUCCAAUAUCAUGAAUUAGAUCAAAUGAUUAUAGCGUCCGAGUUUUUAUGCCAGACCCUGAGACCAGUAUACACGGCCCUAGCAUUAUCGAAUCCGCGAUGGUGCAGCCGGAUUUUGAUACUGAUGAACGAUAUGGGUGAAUCGCACGAUCUUCUUCUUCCCACGGAGUUCAGCCAAGGCUUGAAACGCAUAUAUACCUUGAUCGUCAACGCUGAGCAAGAUCCAACUUGUACGAGAACACUAAUGCCACUCCCGCGCGCGUACGAUAAACGAAAGACUCUGGGCUUCAGCCUUGCGAGCAUCCUUGGGUGGCAUACUGACGGGGAUAUCAAAGAUAGCGGCUGUCUUUCUGGAGAAGCAGAUGAAGGUCCACAAAACGCGAGCUCGUGGUUGCUCGAGGGACCUAGGAUCUUUGUGGAACCAGCCGACGAGGAUCCUCAGAUAUCUGCGCCUCCGAUAUCUACUUUCACCGUCAUGGCCAUCGGCUAUGUCUUCUGGGAUCGGAAGAGGCUGGAGAGAUGGAAUUUGUUCACGAUGGAAUGCUGCAGCACUUCGUGCGGCCACUACGACUUUCCGCACUACCCGCGUCCCGCCAAUCAAUCUGACUUUGAUUUCGAAGAACGAAUGCUCGCCGCUUUGAAACACUGGGUCCCGACAGCCCGCGCCCCACGAGAUGAGAAUGAGAAACGUGUUUUGGCCUUUUUUGAAGACUUGAUCAAGUCGAUGGAAAGUCGUGCAAGCGAGAGACAGGCCGAUGCAAAUUUGGCGAGCGAGCCGGAAUUUUACAGGGACACCAAGGGGUGUCAUUGGCCGUUUUGUAGAAGGUCCCCACAAGCACGGGGUUGACGCUCGUUGACCAAAGUUGAUACGGACUUGCAUUCUCGAAGUGAAGAUUGAACGAUCAAGGUCAUGAGUCCUCAUUCCUUUUAUUUUGAACUCAUUUUCCUGCAUAAAGCACUAUUUAAACACAUAUGGCAGGUCGUCAGAGCCCAGCUUCUUUGAACAGAAGUCUGAAAUUUUGAAAAUAAUCACAUUGGGAAAAAACGCUUUUGUCCAUUAGAUCACAGAUUUCUCGACUUGAAAUUCACCACAAAUGGAAUACUUAAAGAGGGACUCGAUCUAUGGAAUUUGGUCGUAAAACAAACGGAAACAUGAAAUUUCAGCAUGGCAUGCAAGUGGAUUUCUCUUCGAGGGAUUAUCGGGGUGA
This is a messenger RNA of Dissoconium aciculare CBS 342.82, 1450 nucleotides long. RefSeq lists its product as uncharacterized. The transcript has 2 exons. NCBI's taxonomy places the organism in Eukaryota, Fungi, Ascomycota, Dothideomycetes, Mycosphaerellales, Dissoconiaceae. The coding region runs from base 43 to 1089 and encodes 348 amino acids. The record is from RefSeq and is a predicted model, not a curated record.